CCACCCGCUCCCCACAUCCCACCCCGCAACGCUCUCUCUCUCUCUCUGGUCACUGCUAAAACUUAAAACCCUAAAGCCACUCCAGAUCUCAAUCUCUGCACUUUUAUCCCCAAUUUCUUCCCCGUGAAGUUAUGGCAACCACAACUGAACCCACAACCCUUAGAAGAGAGGAGGAAGAGGAUGAGGACUCGAAGCCAUCGGCUGAAGACGAGGAUACCGGUGCUCAGGUAGCCCCGAUCGUCAAACUCCAAGAAGUUGCCGUUACCACCGGGGAGGAAAACGAAGAUGUUCUUCUUGAUUUGAAAUCAAAGUUGUACAGAUUUGACAAGGAAGGUAACCAAUGGAAGGAGAGGGGAGUUGGGACUGUGAAGCUACUAAAGCACAAGGAAAGUGGCAAAGUUAGGCUUGUCAUGAGGCAGAACAAGACCCUUAAAAUCUGUGCCAAUCAUCUCGUGCUGUCCACAAUGACGGUGCAAGAGCAUCAAGGAAAUGACAAGUCGUGUGUGUGGCAUGCUGCUGAUUUUGCAGAUGGAGAGUUGAAGGAGGAAACUUUUUGCAUUCGAUUUGCUUCUGUGGAGAAUUGCAAAGCUUUCAAGGAUAAGAUUGAAGAGAUCACCGAAUCUCAGGGAGAGGACAGUGGGGAGAACCAAGAAGCCACCGCUGCUGCCAAUCUUAUUGAGAAGUUGAGUGUAGUGGGAGAUAAACCAGAGGCCAAAGAGGCACCUUUGUCCUCGGAAGAGAAAAGGGAUGACAAUGAGAAACUGGAAAAAUCUACCAAUUAGAAGAAGGGUUUUGCCAUUCUUGUCUGGCUUUUUGGUUGACAAGGGUUGAAGCAUGGAUUAUUCAGGUGAAUUAACCUAGUGUUGAAUAUUGCGUUUGUGAAACAUGGUGUGCUAUGUGAUUUGGUUUGUUUACUGGUCUCCUGGUGGAUUGUUCUUGGUGUGCUUGGAGGCUCGGGGUGGCGGUUUACCUUGAUAUUUGUUGCUUUGUUUUAAUCAGUCCAUAUGUAUUGCUAAAUUUUUAAACUGGGUGAAUUGCCCUAGCAUAUAUUUGAUCUUUUAUCAUUACAAGGUCUUUGUUUCA
Sesamum indicum (sesame) is the source of this 1083-nucleotide messenger RNA. Its product is annotated as ran-binding protein 1 homolog b. Gene Ontology annotation, molecular function: GTPase activator activity. Gene Ontology annotation, cellular component: cytoplasm; nuclear pore. Lineage: Eukaryota; Viridiplantae; Streptophyta; Magnoliopsida; Lamiales; Pedaliaceae. The record is from RefSeq and is a predicted model, not a curated record. Gene Ontology annotation, biological process: nucleocytoplasmic transport.